AUUCAAUUAAUAUCUGUCGUUACCAGUAGAGAACCUUGUGAGAUGCCUAACCUCACUGAUUCACACGAAUGGUUCUUGCUUCGAGAGUUAGCAGAAUGGCUGAGCCAAAGGAAAGCACAAUACCAUGCGCUACCUAUCAAUGAACACAGAGAAAUUCAUUUUGACGCUGAACUCCUCGAGUUCGAGCUUCGUCAUACAUUCUUCACGAUUCAGAAGUUUCCCCAGAGCUUGAGUCUGGAGAAGUUCAUAUCCUGCCAAGGACUUUUAAAACAACUUUGUUCGUUGUUAAACCGCCUUGCAGCGCGUCGAAGAGCCCACGAUGGCUCCCAAAGCCAAGACUAUCCCCAUUUAGAAGCAUUGAUAGGGCUCCUAAAUCCGACAUGUGAAACAAUAGACCUGGUGAAUGGUCUUAAACAAAGACUUUUUGAGGUUCCCGGUGAUACUAUUGAUCUUCGUGAUUACCUGACCGCCGUCACAAAAUGCAAUGAUGAUCUCAACCGGUUACUUCCACCUCCCCCCCUGGAAUCAGUCAUACAGCCAUCACGAAAGGAACGGAAGAAAACGCCAUGGAAGAAGGGUAAAACACGGGACCAGGCCUUAUGCGUCCUUGAAACUUUGUUCAAGCACUUCAAGUGUGGAAUACCACAUGAAGUAUUACUUAAGCUCAUUGAGAAUACAAAUGAAGAUUUGGUGGUAUCGAAUUUACAGUUGAUGCUUCCAUCAUGUCCGGAGUUAAAGUCGUGGCAAGAGGUGCAAUACGCCAAUGCUAAUCUAGACGACGCUUCAAUUUCACUUAUCCAUAAUAUUUGUACAGACGUUCAACAAUAUAAAGGAAUGGCAUUAAUGCUACAUAUUAAGGGGCAUAAACUAUACAGUGCUAGGGCGAAUCCUGGUUCCUCCAGAGCAGGCCCAUCUUCGAAAGAGUCUCUUGACCAACUUAUCAAGAAUGGUGCAUUUAAGAGUAUUAAUGCCGGGGACUUCAACACCACACGAUCAUCAUUAAGAUUCAGCAUUAGAGACAAGCGAAAACUUGCCGUAAAAUUCGGAUACUACCUAAUGGAUUUCUUCGAUGCCGACUUCGCUUCGAAUAGGAUUCAUUUCUUUGACUCUUCAAAACCAAGCCGCAUGGAAAUUCCAUACCUAGCAUUCAGUUCAAAAUUUCCGAUCACAGGUCACUCAUACAGCUUCAAACUAGGACAUCCUACAUUUUUAUCUUUUGCAAAGUUGUUGAUAGAACUAGAACUAGGCGGAAUUAUCGAGCUAGAGGUCAGUCCGGAUAGUGAAAAGAAUUUUUGGGCCUGGGCUGAGCUUAUGAGAUUUAUGGAUGAUCUCGAAAAAGAGAGAAAGGACUCGUAUCGAGAAGCUAUUACGAAUUGCCUGCUGUUUCAUAAAAUGAUAGACGCAAGCGAUUUCGACGACAAAGAUGCAGACUCGAACAUACGACGACUCAUUUAUGAACAGAUUGUUUACAAGCUCGAACUUGGACUCGAUGAAUCUAGUCCUAGAUCACCUCAUAAGCGGCAACGGUCGGAGUCUCCUCCUGCGUCUGAUCUCCAGGGUACGGCCCAAACCGCGCACUCUUGGAAUAUGACAAUAUUGUCAAUGGCGCCUCAGCCCGCGUCACAUAGAAACAAGAGACAUCGUGGCUCCGAGCUCCUACAGCAGCAAUCUCAAACCAGUUUUGAAUCACCUCCUGACGGCUUCGAGAUCGCCUUGCUCUGUGCAUUACAGAUAGAAUCCGAUGCCGUUGAAGCUCUCUUUGAUGAAUAUUAUGAAGACAACUUCUCGUAUGAAAAAGCAGCGGGAGAUCCAAAUGCCUAUACCAUUGGAAAAAUGGCCGGACACAAUGUGGUGUUGGCGUUUAUGUCGGGUAUGGGCAAAGUGAAUUCGGCGAACGCAGCGGCUGGUGUUUGCGCGAGCUUUCCCAACAUAAAACUUGGCAUAGUUGUGGGUGUCUGUGGAGGUGUGCCAGAUGGAGCAGGUUGCGAAAAGGAAGUGCUGCUUGGUGAUGUUAUCAUCAGCAACGCAGUUAUACAAUAUGACUUUGGUCGACAAAAUGAUAACCGAUCUGUAAGAAGAGAUACGCUACAGCACAACCUUGGACGACCAAAUCCAGAAAUCCGCGCGUUUCUAAAAAAGCUUGACGGAUUAAGAGGUAGACGAAUGUUGAAAGAAAAGACAUCUUCUUACCUGGAGGAUCUCUGUGCGAGAGAUGAUUUUAAAGAAUCUUCAUAUCCAGGUGCAGAAAACGAUAUACUUCAUCACCCCACCUACCGCCAUAAACACCGCAACCCAGAUGUUUGCAGUGUCUGUGCCAGCUGUGAGGGACUAUAUGACGAUGUUUGUGACGAAGCGCUAGAGUCUUCAUGUGCAGAUCUGGGUUGUCAAGACAGUAUGGCAAUAUCUCGUGCCCGUGUUGAGAAGGCAAAGGGUGCGACUACUAGUAGAGGUACACCUACAGAUGAGGAGCUUCGAGAGGCACAGAAGCCCUUCAUCCACUUCGGCACGGUUGUAUCUGGAGAUUUAGUCAUGAAAUCUGGACACCAUCGUGAUGAAAUCGCAAAGCGCGAGGGAGCAAUCGCAUUCGAAAUGGAAGGUGCUGGCGUAUGGGAUAGUUUCCCCACCGUUGUCAUAAAGAGUGUGUGUGACUAUGCGGAUAGCCAUAAGAAUAAGAUGUGGCAGAAAUAUGCUGCUGCGUCUGCGGCUGCUUGUACGAAAGCGUUUCUCGGGGAGUGGAGAAAGACUUGUUGAUGAAGCUUAUGUGGAAGGGAUGUUUGGUUAUGUACUAUGAUGGCAACAUCUAGCGGAAUUUGCAUGCAAUUUUAUUUCAUCUACCUACAGAGUGAAAAGUUGCUAUUAGGGUAAGUGACUCCAGAAACGCAUUAAACUGCCACUUCUGUCAAGACAGCACUUGCAUCUUAUAAUAGAGUGUAGGCUCGGUAUCUAAGUAGUCCGAGACAGACUUCCGAUAGAUAUAUCUUUCUUUUCUGAAGGGAGUAAUUGCUCAGCAACCCGGCAGCCCUACUCUUGAUAUCUCUAUUUGUCUAUUGCAUGUAUACUUGCUUUGAG
Messenger RNA from Trichoderma asperellum CBS 433.97, 3069 nucleotides. RefSeq lists its product as uncharacterized. The record is from RefSeq and is a predicted model, not a curated record. Gene Ontology annotation, biological process: nucleoside metabolic process. NCBI's taxonomy places the organism in Eukaryota, Fungi, Ascomycota, Sordariomycetes, Hypocreales, Hypocreaceae. Gene Ontology annotation, molecular function: catalytic activity.